Molecule: messenger RNA, 3455 nt
Organism: Haliaeetus leucocephalus (bald eagle)
Lineage: Eukaryota; Metazoa; Chordata; Aves; Accipitriformes; Accipitridae
Gene: MRPL3
Product: mitochondrial ribosomal protein L3
Exons: 9
Biological process (GO): translation
Cellular component (GO): mitochondrial large ribosomal subunit; ribosome
Molecular function (GO): structural constituent of ribosome
Source: RefSeq, a predicted model, not a curated record
CCACCACUGGAAAGGAGGCAGCUGGGCUUUGUGGUUAGGCAUGUUAACAGUACAACAUGGUGGCAUGAGCAUCUUUCUGAAGAGAAUGUCCAGUUCCUCAAGAAGAUAACUGCAGAGGAAUACAAAGCUCAGACAGCCAGCAAGCUGUGCCCUCUGAAAGAUGAGCCGUGGCCACUGAAUGAGUGGAAACCAGAUUCCAUCAGAGUUGGUGUUGUUGCAGUAAAACUGGGAAUGAUGCCAAUAUGGACCAAGUCAGGAAAAAAACAUGCUGUCACACUACUUAAGGUGCAAGAUUGCCAUGUUUUAAGAUACAUUUCAAAGGAAGAGUCGGGUGGAAAAACAUCUAAGCUACUUGUUGGAGGCAAAAACGCAUCUCCUUUUUUUAAAUCAGAGUCUGCUAUGAAAAUUUUUAAAGAAGCUGGAGUACCACGGAAGCAGAAAGUUGCAACAUUUAAUGUAACUGAUGAUGCCCUAAUCAAACCAGGUACUCCUUUGUACGCUGCUCACUUCCGCCCAGGGCAGUUCGUGGACGUUACUGCAAAAACAAUUGGUAAAGGAUUUCAAGGUGUAAUGAAGAGGUGGGGAUUUAAAGGUCAGCCUGCGAGCCACGGCCAGACGAAAACUCACAGACGUCCUGGAGCAAUAUCUACCAAUAAAGCUGCCAAAGUUUAUCGUGGAAAGAAAAUGCCUGGUAAAAUGGGUAACAUCUAUAGGACAUCUUUUGGAUUAAAGGUGUGGAGGAUCAACACAAAACAUGACAUUAUUUAUGUAAAUGGGUCUGUUCCAGGUCACACAAAUUGUCUGGUGAAGGUCAGAGAUAGCAAAUUGCCUACUUACAAGGACUGCAAUAAAAACCCUCCGUUCCCUACGUUUUUUGCUGAUGGAGAUGAAAAACUACCAGAAGACCUGUAUGAUAAGGAGAUUUUCCAGUUCACAGAUCCAUCUGUCACAUAUGCAUAAUGUUCUUCACGUCUUUGAAAACACAGUUUUGUUAUUUUCGUGAACUUUGCAGUGCUGUAUUAAAGUAAACCUAUGGUUUGUGGUCUGACCAACUGACUUGAACACUUCAGAUAUUGCCAUUUUGGUCAGGUAAUAAGAUUUACCACUGUAAAUUUCAAACCUGUAUUUAAAGCAGCAGGUGAGUCUGAGGGGCAGGUUAUAAAGCACACGAAAGAGUUUGUCUUCAGUGACCUUUUGCCCUCUGUCUCAGGCUGUGAAAACUUAACCGUUUCUGAAAAACUGUUGUUUUGAAGGUGGUUCCAUUUAAUUUCCUGAAUGCUACCAAACUCUCUUUCUCUUUUGUGGAAAGUAUUCUGGCCAACUCUGAUCGAUCGAAAAAACCUUCCAAAUCUGCCUUGGCAUCUGGGGGGAUCCGUGAAGAAUAAUCCAAAAUAAAACAAGAAAAUGCAUUGCUCUGUAGCAACAUGAGCUUGUUUUGUUUCCUUCUUUUCACCAGAGCUCUUUCUCUCCUUUCACUUUAAUAUUGAGUUUAACGUAGCAGGUACCCAACCAAUUUUCUAGAGGAAAGAUGAUGCCAACCACUGCCUGUCUCUUCAGAGUUCUGGCAGUGUGUAUGGUGAGGGGGUGUUCAGAUGGGGUAUGUUCAGUAACAAAGCAGCAUAAAGACUGCAGUGGGCGCCUGUUUGUUGCCUUCGCUGACAGCUUGUUGUGAACUUCAUAGCGGAUCCCUUGCAUGCUCUCUGGAGAAAUAUCUCCACAUCUGCAGUUGUCUCUGUAUUGGAUUCUUAUGCUGUUACAGAAGAGCUAUUACAAAGAAAACAGGCCAAAUGUGAAGGCCUUUAUGAUAAUGCUCAUUUUUCUUUUACCCCACCUUUCAAUAAUAGCUGGAAUCAAUACGCUCCCUUUAUUUUCCAUCUUACGUGAUUUACUAUUUAUAAGUCUGAUCUUUUGAACACUGUAAAUCUUCUGAUGUACAGAAGCAAGUACCUGGAUAACUCUGUGUGCCAUCUGACUGCUUGCUUACAAGCCCUGCUGUAGUUCAAGCAUUUGCAUAUACUAAGCUACCGUUAAUACAGUGGUGGUGCUAUCUACUCGUCUUUGCAGCUUCAUCACAAGACAUCAAAUAUCUAAAGUAAAUAUGAGAUUUUGAAAGACCUUACUAAUACUAUCCAAUUUAAAAGGUCAUGUCCUUGUCAUUAUGGUGUCUCUCAGUUACUGAAGAUGUUUUGAAUUUUUUUGUAAUAGCUUGAAGAAACCACAUGCCAUCUUAAAGAGGCUGUAUAUAGCUACUGGCCUGUAGUAGACUGGGAGGGAUCAUUAGAGAUGGAAAUGUGAACUGGUAAGUAUAUACAUUGUUGGGUAUCCUCUUAGCUGGAUUCCAUCGAAUGAAAAAUGCCAUUCAAAUGAGUGCAUCAGAAUGCUGCAUAACAGCACCGCCUUCAUGCUUUCCCUUCUCUUUAUUAACACGGGCUCUGCAAGUGCAGACAUCAGGCACACAGCAGAUGUGAUGCAAAAAGCCCAUGCAGGCAGCAAAUACCCAGUGGGGUGUCAUGUUCUGGCCAUGAUACUAGUAAUGAGUGCAACCUGUCACCUGUUCCAGAUAGUUGCCGUUUCCUGGGGAGGCAUUUGGUGUUCAAUCUCCUGGUUACAAACCAGAUUUUAAAAGUUACAGCAUUUCAAGUUUACUUGCUAUUGAACACAUGUAAAUCAGGGUGUGUCCAGAUGUGUAGCCUGAUGUUCUGCUCUGGUUUAUGGGAUAAUUCUGGCACACAUAUGCUUUCCGUGAGGAGCCUUGUUGUUAUUUAUAUUUUUUUUACUUAAUCAAUAACAAUCCUGGACUAUCACUGAGAUGACCACACAGAGAGAUGCUUUCUCCUACUUGGUUUCUCAGCCAGAACUUCCAGGGCUGUGGGAUCCUCUCCUGUAAAUUGUUCUAGUUUGGGUUUGCUUUCAGCGUAUGCCUUGGGAAGUACCAAGAAUCAAAUGUGAGUUCAAAGGGAGCCACAGGUUUAGAAAAGUAAAUUAAGAUUAACUCUUAUCAAUUGAGAUUUCAGCUUGAGGGGAAGAUCGACAACCUACUUCAAUUCCUGUUUCUGAAUCCCGUAGGACAACAUCCUACCCAAUAUUGCAGUCUGGUUUGCUGUCUGAGGAGGUAAUUGUUGGCAAGCUCUGCUUCCACUGCCAUAACUUGUGAAGCAGCUGGGAUCUGCCAUGAAUUGCGCACCUGUUCCAGCACAGAGAAAGAACAAAGUCUUGAUCUCCUCUGGGAGUAUAACGCUUGGAAGUCAUGCACGCUCUCCUCGGCCCCUUCUGUGUCCUUGGGCUGGUAAAGGGCCUGUGCUUUCCCUUGCACGUACAGUUUUGCUUUGCGAUGCUUGAAAAUCAUAAGAGGGUCCAGCAAAAAGCAUGAAUGCUUUUAAAAUCAUCAGUGCAAGUAGGUUUACUGUGUCCUCUACUUUAUCACCAUCUUAGCAGGAAACCUGUCAUGCAGCUUU